AUGUUACGAGUGCUGGUUCGAUCUGGAACCGAGGCAUGUCGAGCAGUCAGCACAUCCUCUGCCGUCCUCUCUAUUCCAGUCAAAAAAGAGGAUCUCUCAGCGAAAGAGAUUUGGGAACGACGUUCGAAACUCCGCAUUCCAAAACUUCAAAAAGAUGAGCAGCUAUCGUCGAAAGUCUACUUCGCACCAGAAUGGGAUUUGGAGCAGAAACCAAACAUGGAAGAAGGCUUUGUUGACCCACUGAAGGGAUACGGAAUGACUCCAGAGAAAUGGGAGUACUAUAAUAAAGUUGUCUGGCCACCAAAUUAUAUUGUGCCGGAGACUGGGCUUCCGAAAGCAAAAGAAGUGUUCCACUGCAAAGAAUCCGUUCACUUUUCGCCAAAAAGAAUGUGGGCCGCCUGUCAAUUGGUUUGGAAAAUGAAUGUUGACGAGGCUAUCACACAGUUAGAUAUGCAGCAGUUGAAGGGUUGCAUAUUAUUGAUGGAGACACUUAAAAAAGCUAAAACCAGAGCUGCUGACGAGUUUCAUAUUGAAUAUCCAUCGCAGAUGUAUGUUGCCGACGCGUUUCCGGUACAAUCGAAUAUUGUGAAAGGAGCUCGUCGUCAUGCUCACGAGAACUGGAAUACUAUCAGAUAUCGCUACAUUCACAUUUUUGUCCGACUUGAAGAGGGACCCGCGCCAGCUCACAAACAACGACACGCACCAAAAAGCGGGUGGGAUCACAUGGAUGAGUACUACAACUACCUCCGCUCACGAUCCGUCAAAUAUAGCAUCUAG
Messenger RNA from Caenorhabditis briggsae, 777 nucleotides. RefSeq names its product Protein CBR-MRPL-22 (gene Cbr-mrpl-22). The transcript has 4 exons. Gene Ontology annotation, molecular function: structural constituent of ribosome. The coding region runs from base 1 to 777 and encodes 258 amino acids. Gene Ontology annotation, cellular component: mitochondrial large ribosomal subunit; ribosome. The record is from RefSeq and is a predicted model, not a curated record. Lineage: Eukaryota; Metazoa; Nematoda; Chromadorea; Rhabditida; Rhabditidae. Gene Ontology annotation, biological process: translation; ribosome assembly.